AUGUCAAUCGCUGAAUAUUUUUCGAGUAUUACUCAGAGUAAACUUGGCCAAUCCUUACUCGUUGGUUCUGUUUUAAUUGGGGUGUUCAAGAUCACCACUUUCUCCUUGAGUGUAGUCUCUUUAGUUUUUGAUUUAUUCAUUUUACCCGCAACCAACUAUUCGAAAUAUGGGGCUAAAAAGGGUAAUUGGGCUGUUAUUACUGGUGCCUCUGAUGGGUUAGGUAAGGAGUACGCUUUACAGUUGGCUGCUAAAGGAUUGAAUAUUGUGCUUAUUUCCAGAACACAAUCCAAGUUGGAAUUACUUGCAACUGACAUUGAAAGUAAAUAUAAGGUUUCCACUAAAAUCAUAGCAUUUGAUGCUUCUACCGAUGAAGAUGAAAAUUAUCUUAAAAUCAGUAACGCAAUUGAUGGCUUACCUGUUACUGUUUUAAUCAAUAACGUUGGUCAAUCGCAUUCUAUUCCUGUUCCUUUUGUUGAAACUGAGUUAAAAGAAUUAACCGAUAUUGUCACUAUUAAUAAUCUUGUUACUUUAAAGAUCACUCAAACUGUUCUUCCAGUAAUCAAGCAAACUUUAAAUCAAGAUAAAAAGAUUCGCGGUUUGAUUUUAACCAUGGGAUCAUUUGGUGGUUUAUUUCCAACUGCUUAUUUAGCCACUUAUUCUGGUUCCAAAGCUUUUUUACAAAACUGGUCUAAUGCUUUAGCUGGUGAAUUGGCUCCUGAAAAAAUUGAUGUUGAAUUAGUUCUUUCUUAUUUGGUUACUUCUGCAAUGUCUAAAAUAAAGAGACCUUCUUUACUUAUUCCAAAUGCUAAAAAUUUUGUUAAAUCCGCCAUUAACAGCGUUGGUUACCGUGGUGGUGCUCAAGAAAGAUUUGCUACAAACACUCCUUACUGGACUCAUGCUCUUAUGCAUUUUGCUGUUGCAAAUUCAGUUGGUAUUUACUCAAAGAUUGCUAAUACCAUCAAUUUCAACAUGCAUAAAAGCAUUCGUGUUAGAGCUUUAAAGAAAGCUGCUCGUUUAGCCAAUGAAAAGAAAGAUUAG
Molecule: messenger RNA, 1038 nt
Organism: Hyphopichia burtonii NRRL Y-1933
Lineage: Eukaryota; Fungi; Ascomycota; Pichiomycetes; Serinales; Debaryomycetaceae
Product: ketoreductase
Exons: 1
Coding region: 1-1038 (345 amino acids)
Biological process (GO): fatty acid elongation
Cellular component (GO): endoplasmic reticulum
Molecular function (GO): ketoreductase activity
Source: RefSeq, a predicted model, not a curated record